UAGUCGGAACUAUUUAAACCGCGGUCCCCCCCUGUUGUAUUAUCCCGGAAGUUGCUUAGCGUUAACUCACGUGUUCACCAUGAAAAACCUGAAAAAACCCCACAAGUCGUUCAACAAUAAUAAAUUCAAACCCGGGUCGAAGAAACGAGAAAACAAAUGCAUCCUCACGUUUGACGACAAAGGAAGAGAGGACUUUCUCACUGGUUUCCACAAGCGAAAGUUGGAAAGGAGAAAAUCAGCAUUGGCAGAAAUCCGAAAGAAAAUCAAGGAGGAGCAGAUCAGGGUCCGAGUAGAGAGGCAUAAGGAAUAUAUCAAGCUGCUGAAGGAGAGGACGGACGCUCUUGAGGAAGCUGAGGAUGAUCUGGAGAAUGCGGUCACCAGCACGACCGAGACUCUACAGUACGAUCACCCCAACCACACCGUCACUGUGACGACCAUCAGCGAUCUGGACCUCUCCGGGGCUCACCUGCUCGGACCUGAAGAAGAACCGGUGAUUGGGGAAAGCAAGGAGGAAGAAAAGAAGGUGGAAUUGAGGGAGCAAACAGUGCCAAUGCCAAAAAAAUCCGGGCAUCCGAUCAUGAAUAAAAAAAUCCGCUCCCUGAUGUCAUCGCUCAGCACGUUCACCUGCAAGAAGGGGAAAGGGAAGCAGGACGGCCGAAGAGGACAAAACCGCUCGAUGGACAAGAAACGUGGAAUCACAGAGUUGAAAAAGAGAACGGGCAAGAGCAGCAAGUGGCAGAGACGUCGACAGACCGGCAGGAAGGGCCAGCAUCAGGAAUGAUGUGUGUGUCUGUGUGUGUUAAAGUACAAUGUGAGAUCUGAACUGUUUGUACAAUGAACACAAGCUGAUGUGGACCCUGUGGCCUCCACCAGGUCGGACUGUCAGUUAUCAGAAUCAUUUCCUUCAGCCUGAAAGUUUGUACAUUAUUCCAGCUGUUUUUCGUUGUUUUCUUUCAUGAAAUAAAGUUUCCUGUAUUUACUGACGUUUUUGAUUAAAUGACGUAUAAAUCUU
Molecule: messenger RNA, 1012 nt
Organism: Hippoglossus stenolepis (Pacific halibut)
Lineage: Eukaryota; Metazoa; Chordata; Actinopteri; Pleuronectiformes; Pleuronectidae
Gene: nol12
Product: nucleolar protein 12
Exons: 6
Coding region: 80-781 (233 amino acids)
Cellular component (GO): nucleolus
Molecular function (GO): RNA binding
Source: RefSeq, a predicted model, not a curated record